GGCUAACUGUGGGGGUUGUAAUCGUCCCGAGGGCCGUCCCACGCAUAUAAUUUAGACUAGCCAAACUUUGUAUAAGGUUCGCUUUCUUCUACCAAUGACUCCGCAAUCACUCGUGGAGUUAGUAUAGUGAGAAUUGGAUGAGCACAGUCACCAUGAGUUGUAUGGACGUGAUGUAUCAAUCGCCGUACCAAACUUAUCAGCCAUAUCCCUUCUAUCAGCAUCAUCACUUACCGACACAGAAAUUUGGGCACUAUAAGAUGCACGAGCCGCUUGAGUCAGUCGAAUACACUGGCAGUGUUUUGGCCCAGCCUUUAGCAGCGGCACCUAGCAUAUCGGCACUGACAAUACCAGCAGUGACUACGCAACAACAUACACAAAGAGAUAAGCCAAAAGACGAAGAAGAAUCAGAUUCAGACAAGGAAGCCACUACACCGGAAGCAGAGUAUAUCAGCUCGCGUUGUGUGCUUUUUACAUACUUCACUGGGGACAUUGGCAAACAUGUAGACGAACAUUUCAGUCGUGCUCUUAGUCAACCCACCAGUUUUACCGCCACGGAUAAUACUAAACAUGCAAGCAGCUCACAAUGGAAAACAGGUGAUUUCUCGCCGAUGAGUCAAAGAAAUUUUCCUCCUUCGUUUUGGAACAGUACAUAUAGCACGAGUAGCUACCCACACCACGAUACUUUGCCAUUUAGGGACCCUUAUACGGCGGCAUCGACGUACUCAGCCGCCUCCUAUAGCAGUCUACAUCAGGCUACAGACCCAUGGCAUUACUCGUUAUCAACACAAAGUUCGUAUUCUGCUACCGCUGCUCAUCGUUCUAUGCAUGAUCUCAGCUACACUAUGGCAUCGGGGAGCCCGUUUAAUACCCGAUACAGCUCUCUGUUAAUACAACCUUCGAUGAGAACGAGCAGACUAGCGGGACAAUGUGAUUUAUCCAAGGCCGGUGACGCCUGGUCCUCGCGUUAUGGAGAAGCAUUAUCAAGUGACUCUGUAUCGGCACUCAAUGUAGACACAUCUGCCUCUGCUACAUUAGAGCAUCAAGACCAGCCAAGUAAAGAUCUUUACUGGUUUUAAACAAAUCAGGGUGCAGCGUUGACAUCUGUUUAAUGGAUUAGAUAUUCUACGAUCAGGAUGAACCAUUGACAUCUGUGAAACUGAUUAUAUCAGAUAAAGAUGGCGAUCAGUUUGAGACUGUCAACAAGCACGACGUUGUCGAUUUCAGAGAUUAGCAGCCAGUACCGAUAGCAAUGUCGGAUGUUUUUGAUUAACAAACUAAGGAGGAAGUUCACGCUGUUUCUUCAAGGUUGUUGUUUGUAAACAACCGUAGUCGUUGGCCAUGCUGGACAUUAUCAGUACGUAUACAACUGCCGACUUCAACACUUAAUAAUUGUGCAAUUGUCACGUGACUCCUACACUCUACAACCAAAGCAGUACUGUGUGGCAUUGAAACGAUGUCGACAGAAUAUUUUGCAAUUUGCAGGUAUAUCGUAAGUAUCGAGUUGAUACUACCAAUGACCACCAGUCAUUCAAUUUGCCGAGGUAGUUUGCUGUGUGAACAAGUACUAACCUUGCUGUAGAUCGGAGUUAUUGAAUCUACCGAACAUAGUGUCUAUCACUGUAAUUAGGUAUUUACUUGCAUUUCUAUAGACGAGACUA
Messenger RNA from Saccoglossus kowalevskii, 1658 nucleotides. Its product is annotated as transcription cofactor vestigial-like protein 2. Gene Ontology annotation, cellular component: nucleus. NCBI's taxonomy places the organism in Eukaryota, Metazoa, Hemichordata, Enteropneusta, Harrimaniidae. Gene Ontology annotation, biological process: regulation of DNA-templated transcription. The record is from RefSeq and is a predicted model, not a curated record.